This is a messenger RNA of Oryzias melastigma (Indian medaka), 3120 nucleotides long. RefSeq names its product atlastin GTPase 2 (gene atl2). Gene Ontology annotation, molecular function: GTP binding; GTPase activity. Lineage: Eukaryota; Metazoa; Chordata; Actinopteri; Beloniformes; Adrianichthyidae. The transcript is spliced from 14 exons. Bases 73 to 1908 code for a protein of 611 amino acids. The record is from RefSeq and is a predicted model, not a curated record. Gene Ontology annotation, biological process: protein homooligomerization; endoplasmic reticulum organization.
GCGUCAGUUUGGAGGGGCGGGGCAACAAAAAGCUCUGCUGACGUCAGGGACGUCACAUUUCAGAUUUCCAAGAUGGCGGAUGUGCGCGGGCUGAGGAGCAGAAACUACCUCGACUCGAACCGUAAAAGCCGAGUCGGUCAUGAAGAGUUGAGUGGAGUGGAGGAUGUCCCCAUUUCCUUUAACAAUCAAAGGUCUCCUCUAGCCCGACCCGAUGACCUGAAGAACAAACUGCGGCCCGAGUCUAUGACUUUAAACUCCAACAAAUUUGACACUCCCUCGCCAGAUGAAGGGAUUGAGGAAGAAGAGCUCUUGCCAGAGGAGGACAAGGCCCGGCCGAUUCAGAUCGUCCUGACCAACGAUGAGGAGCACAGCUUUGAGCUGGACGCCGCCGCUCUGGAGAAGAUCCUGCUGCAGGACCACCUGAAGGACUUGAACGUGGUGGUCGUGUCUGUGGCCGGAGCCUUUCGGAAGGGGAAGUCCUUCCUGCUGGACUUCAUGCUGCGCUACAUGCACAGUCAGUCGAAGGAAUGCUGGAUGGGCGGCGAUGACGACCCCCUGACAGGGUUCAUCUGGAGAGGAGGCUGUGAACGGGAGACCACAGGAAUCCAGGUUUGGAGUGAAGUCUUUGUGGUGGACAAGCCCGACGGCAGCAAGGUCGCCGUGCUGCUGGUCGACACUCAGGGAGCGUUCGACAGUCAGUCCACCAUCAAAGACUGCGCCACCGUGUUCGCCCUCAGCACCAUGACCAGCUCCGUCCAGGUGUACAAUCUGUCCCAGAACAUACAGGAGGACGAUCUCCAGCAUCUGCAGCUCUUCACAGAAUAUGGCCGACUGGCGAUGGAAGAGAUUUACUUGAAGCCUUUCCAGUCCCUGAUGUUCCUGAUUCGUGACUGGAGUUAUCCGUAUGAGCAUGAAUACGGCCUGGAGGGAGGGAACGCGUUCCUGGAGAGAAGGCUGCAGGUGAAGCAGAACCAACACGAGGAGCUGCAGAACGUGAGGAAGCACAUCCACUCCUGCUUCUCCCAGAUCGGAUGCUUCCUGCUGCCACAUCCCGGCCUCAAAGUGUCCACCAACCCCAAGUUUGACGGCAGACUCAGAGAUAUUGACGAGGACUUUAAGAAGGAGCUGGCCAAUCUGGUGCCGCUCCUGUUGGCUCCUGAGAAUCUGGUGGAGAAGGAGAUCGGAGGAAACAAAGUCACCUGCAGAGAUCUGCUGGAGUACUUCAAGGCCUACAUCAAGAUCUACCAAGGGGAGGAGCUACCUCACCCAAAGUCUAUGCUGCAGGCAACUGCAGAGGCUAACAAUCUGACUGCAGUGGCUGGAGCCAAAGACAUGUACAGCAAGAGUAUGGAGCAGAUCUGCGGAGGAGACAAACCCUACAUCGCCCCAGCCGACCUGGAGCGCUGCCACGAGGAGUUCCGCGAACACUCCGUCCACUUCUUCCGCUCGGUGAAGAAAAUGGGCGGCGAGGAGUUCUGCCAGCGCUACCAGAACCAGCUGGAGGCCGAGCUGGACGAGACCUACUCCAGCUUCACCAAACACAACGACGGCAAGAACAUCUUCUACGCGGCCCGCACGCCCGCUACGCUCUUCGCCGUCAUGUUUGUCACCUACGUGUUGUCGGGGGUGACGGGCUUCAUCGGCCUCAGCACCAUCGCCUCGCUGGCUAACCUGGUGAUGGGCGUGGCGCUGCUGUCUCUGUGCGCCUGGGCGUACGUCAAGUAUUCGGGGGAGUUUCGGGAGCUGGGAGUGCUGAUAGACGAGGUGGCUGAAACUCUCUGGGAACAGGUGUUGAAGCCGCUCAGUGAACAUUACAUGGAGGACAACGUCAGACAGACGGUGGUGAACUCCAUCAAAGCCAGCCUGACGGAACAGAGCUCCCAGAACACCAAGUUAAAGCCUCACUGACCCCCCCCGGUUCCCCCCUCCCCACCCGAAUCAUUGUCCCGUCCCGUCCUAGAACUGUGGAAGUAGUUGAACACCAAAGCUGACCUUGUUUUUAUUUUUACUGUUGGUCUGCCCGCUCUUCAGCGCCCCCAGUGCCUCGCAACAAAAACUGCACUACGGUGGCGGUGAUCACCUCCUGCCAAAAUCUCAAACUGUAAGAACCCCCCCUCCCCACCCCCUCCUGCACACGGCUGCACCCGCUUUAGGACUGACCUGCAUUUCAGGGAAAGCUGACCGGAGCCGCUGCACGCCGCCUUUCUCACCUUUCACCACCGAGCGGCCGGCGAGCUGAUUCUCAGGUUUGGUGGAAACCAGAACUUCCUGUCGGAUUUAGACGCAUUUUAUGAUUCACCUUUAGACUCAGGCUGCUUCUAGAUGAGACGGCGACUCAGAGCGUCCCUUUAAGGUCGUCCCGUGCUGUUUGAGGGUCGGUUUAGAGACCUCCAGGGUCUGUCGAGGACCUGCCAGUAUUUAUCUGCAUGCUGUUAGGAGCCUUUAAAGCUGAAUAGUUGACAGUUUCCUCUCCUGCUGGUUGAUUUCUGCGUAUUUGUUGGUGAAUUUAUAGAUCAAGUCCAGAAUUUCUUCUUCUGUUUUCAUUCACGAGCCAAAAUGAUCUGUAGACGCUGUCGAGAACUGGAGUCUGCACAGCUGUCUUCCUGUUCCAGAUGUUUUUGUUUCAUUCAUAUCAAAGCUGACAGACAGGAGAGCUGAAGCCAUGUGCCCCCCCCCAUCAGCAGGGGUUCGGUCUUCCAGUUUUCUAUUGCACAUUAGAAACCGAUCUGAACGUAUCACACUAAUAACUAAAACUGUCUGAAAGUUUUUGUGUUUUUUGCAUUGAUUCCUUCCAUGAUUUUCGCCUUAGACGGCCGUCUUCUGUCAAUCGGGCAUGUAUGUUGAUCGAAGUAUUUAAAUAAACUUUGUACACAUUUUAUAGAGAAUCAUCGGUUAAUGACGGCUGUUUUCUUAAGUCUGGUCGAUCGAUUAAGACGCUGCUGUAGAUUUCCGUUAGUUUCUCCUGUUCAGAAGAUGAAGUGUGACGUGAAAACAUGGAUCCUUACAGGACUUUUUCCUCCGGUUGGCAGACGAUACAGAUGUCUGCCUUUCAAAAUAAAACGCCUCCUAAUUUAUUUUUUGAUUAAAAUGUUUACAUUAAGAAUAAACGAUAAAAAUGUU